CAGCCAGAUCCAGCCGCCCCACACCCCCCAUUCCCCUCCCCAAGCCCGCACCCAGACGAAAUCCCUCGCUAGGGUUUUACUCCCGCGCCGCCGUCCCGAAAUCCCCCCCGGAAGGCGACCAUGUCCGGCGGUCCCGCGGCGGUCUCGUUCCUCACCAACAUCGCCAAGGCGGCGGCUGGCCUCGGCGCCGCGGCCUCCCUCCUCUCGGCGUCGCUCUACACCGUGGACGGCGGCGAGCGCGCCGUCGUCUUCGACCGGUUCCGCGGAGUGCUGCCGGAUACCGUCGGCGAGGGCACCCACUUCAUCGUGCCGUGGCUCCAGAAGCCCUACAUCUUCGACAUCCGCACGCGCCCGCACAACUUCUCCUCCAACUCCGGCACCAAGGACCUGCAGAUGGUAAACCUCACCCUCCGCCUCCUCUCCCGCCCCGACGUCGUCAACCUGCCGACCAUCUUCACCUCCCUCGGCCUCGAGUACGACGACAAGGUGCUCCCCUCCAUCGGGAACGAGGUGCUCAAGGCCGUCGUCGCCCAGUUCAACGCCGACCAGCUCCUCACCGACCGCCCCCAUGUGUCGGCGCUCGUCCGCGACUCCCUCAUCAAAAGGGCCCGCGAGUUCAACAUCAUACUCGACGACGUCGCCAUCACCCACCUCUCCUACGGCGCCGACUUCUCCCAGGCCGUCGAGAAGAAGCAGGUCGCGCAGCAGGAGGCUGAGCGCUCCAAGUUCCUGGUCGCCAAGGCCGAGCAGGAGAGGCGCGCUGCCAUCGUGCGUGCUGAGGGAGAAAGUGAGUCUGCACGGCUCAUUUCUGAGGCCACCGCCAUCGCUGGGACAGGGCUGAUCGAGCUCAGGAGGAUCGAGGCUGCCAAGGAGAUAGCCGCGGAGCUGGCCCGCUCACCCAACGUUGCCUACAUCCCCUCUGGUGACAACGGCAAGAUGCUGCUCGGCCUCAACGCUGCUGGAUUCGGCGGCCGGUGAUUUACCACUCCUGUUUUACUUGCCCAAACAUCAUCUUGCGUCAUGACGGACUAAAAUAUGGUUUGGAGAGACAAUGAUAUCUGUUGCUGUAGGAUCUUAUUAAGUUUGAAUGUCUUGGGACAAAAUCUGGUAGUCUUUUGAUCCAAAUAAGGUCUGGAUCUGGAUAUCUUGCUUAUGAUUUGUCAGAUUAAGCUUUCUGGUGGUGUUGAA
Molecule: messenger RNA, 1188 nt
Organism: Aegilops tauschii subsp. strangulata
Lineage: Eukaryota; Viridiplantae; Streptophyta; Magnoliopsida; Poales; Poaceae
Product: prohibitin-3, mitochondrial
Biological process (GO): mitochondrion organization
Cellular component (GO): mitochondrion; membrane
Source: RefSeq, a predicted model, not a curated record